Messenger RNA from Lathyrus sativus (Indian pea), 1281 nucleotides. The record is from the annotation of a GenBank genome assembly. NCBI's taxonomy places the organism in Eukaryota, Viridiplantae, Streptophyta, Magnoliopsida, Fabales, Fabaceae.
AUGUCGUCAUUUUUUUCUUCCAUCACCUCUUCUUCAUUGGAGACCAACCUAUCAACCGCGAGAACCAUCAUAUCAACUGUCGCCAUCAAUGCUGCCGUCGUUGUCGCCGCCUAUGCUGCCGGCGUUGUCGCAUUCAAUGCUACCGUCGAUGCCGCCUCUGCAAUGAUAGCCCGUUCCCGUUCAUUCACCGACAAGUUGUUCCGAAUGGGCCUCCGUCACUACAUUUACACCAGAAUCAAAACCACUCUCUACCGUCUCUUCCCCGAUCUAACAAUGGUAAUCGAAGAAUUCGAAGGCCUCGACAACAACCAAAUCUACUCCGCCGCCGAAAUCUAUCUCGGCACCAUAGCUUCACCGUCCAAAAAAAAACUCUGCGUAAGCAAAUCCGAUCACCAAGAAACCUUCACAAUGGAACGUCACCAAUCGGUAACCGAUUACUUCAAAGGCGUUAAACUCAACUGGACUCUCUUUUACCGCCAAGUCGAGAAUCUCCCCAACAAACACGAUAUAACCGCCACUUUGAAAUCGGAAAUCCGUUCGCUGGAAUUAACAUUCCACGAAAAGCACCAAGACCUGGUUCUCUCUAAAUACAUUCCGUUCAUUCUUGAAGAAGCAAGAUCAAAGAAACAAGAACUGAAAGCGCUGAGAAUCUUCACAGUUGAUCACCAGAAUCUGUACGGGAAUUUGAACGAUGUUUGGCUGGGGACCACGUUAGAUCAUCCAUCGACUUUUGACAGGCUGGCACUUGACCGUGAUUUACGGGAGUUUAUUAAGGGGGAUUUGGAAAAGUUUCUUAGGAGAAAGGAAUAUUACAGGAAAGUUGGAAAAGUUUGGAAGAGGGGCUAUCUGCUUUAUGGUCCACCUGGAACUGGGAAAAGUAGUUUGAUUGCUGCAAUGGCGAAUUACUUGCAUUUCGAUAUUUACGAUUUGGAACUUACUGAAGUGUAUAGUAACUACGAGCUUAGGACGUUGUUGAUCGCUAUGCCGAAUAGGUCUAUCGUUGUUGUUGAUGAUAUUGAUUGUACAUUUGAGUUUCAGGAUCGUAAUUCACAAUCCGGUGGCUCUUGUAGAAAUACUGGCAGAAGUAGGGAUCUACAGGUUAGACUAUAUGGGCUGCUGAAUUUUAUUGAUGGGCUAUGGUCAACUUGUGGAGAUGAGAGGAUUAUAGUGUUCACAACAAACCACAAGGAAAAGCUUGAUCCGGCAUUGUUGCGCCCGGGUCGAUUGGAUGUUCAUAUAAACAUGUAUAGUUCCUAUGGUGUCAUUGCCACCGGAUUGUAA